GCAACUUCUGUGCUGGUGGUAAAACUUUAAUUACCUUGAAAGAAAAAGGCCCUGCAGUCUCCCCCACCCUUUCUGGUCAAAGCCCGGCCCAAGCGCGACCGUGAGAGAAAGUUUAAAAGCGGGCACUUUCCUCCCCGCCUUCCCCGCGGAGGGUUGGGGGUAUCUGUUUGUCCGUCUGCGCUCGGAGAGAGGUGGGGGUAACGAGCCGUCCUCCGGGGUCGCGAAGAUCGUGGCUCUUACCCCACCCUUCCACGGGGAGACGAAGACCUCCAGAAGAAGUCUUGAGGGUGGACGACAGUCUUAAAGACCAUCAGACAAUUAUUUCUUCACUGCAACUAGGUUAAAAAAAAAUCAUGACUGAAUCUGCCUCUAGCACAAGUGGUCAAGAGUUUGAUGUAUUCAGUGUUAUGGAUUGGAAGGAUGGAGUAGGUACAUUACCAGGAAGUGAUUUAAAGUUCCGUGUAAAUGAGUUUGGCGCCUUGGAAGUUAUUACAGAUGAGAGUGAGAUGGAAAAUGUUAAAAAAGCAACAGCUACCACAACUUGGAUGGUACCAACUGCUCAAGAAGCCCCGACCUCUCCCCCGAGCUCCAGGCCCGUAUUUCCACCUGCCUACUGGACAUCUCCACCUGGAUGUCCCACAGUCUUUUCCGAGAAGACUGGGAUGCCUUUCAGGUUGAAGGAUCCAGUGAAAGUAGAAGGGCUUCAAUUCUGUGAGAACUGUUGUCAGUAUGGCAACGUAGAUGAGUGUCUUUCUGGAGGAAACUAUUGCAGCCAGAAUUGUGCUCGGCAUAUCAAAGACAACAGAGAUCAGAAGGAAGAAAGGGACGUGGGAGAAGCCAAUGAGGAGGAAGAUCCUAAGUGUAGUCGGAAGAAAAAGCCAAAGUUAUCUGUGAAAGCCGACUCCAAGGAGGAGGAAGAGCGAGAUGAGGAGACGGAAAACAAACAAGAUGGAAGAAUCCUGAGGGGUUCGCAGAGAGCCCGAAGGAAAAGGCGAGGUGAUUCGGCUGUAUUAAAGCAGGGUUUGCCUCCUAAAGGAAAGAAAGCUUGGUGCUGGGCGUCCUACCUGGAAGAGGAAAAAGCUGUGGCAGUGCCAGCAAAGCUGUUCAAGGAGUAUCAGUCUUUUCCAUAUAACAAAAAUGGGUUUAAAGUUGGCAUGAAAUUAGAAGGCGUGGACCCUGAGCAUCAGUCCGUGUACUGCGUCCUCACUGUGGCUGAGGUUUGUGGAUAUCGGAUAAAGCUGCACUUUGAUGGAUAUUCUGAUUGUUAUGACUUCUGGGUAAAUGCAGAUGCUCUGGAUAUUCACCCAGUUGGGUGGUGUGAGAAAACCGGCCACAAACUCCAUCCUCCAAAAGGGUAUAAAGAAGAAGAAUUUAAUUGGCAGACUUAUCUCAAGACAUGCAAAGCUCAGGCUGCUCCCAAGUCAUUAUUUGAAAAUCAGAAUAUAACAGUGAUCCCAUCAGGCUUUCGAGUUGGAAUGAAGCUUGAAGCUGUAGACAAAAAGAACCCUGCAUUCAUCUGUGUUGCUACGGUAACAGAUAUGGUGGACAAUCGUUUCCUCGUACAUUUUGACAACUGGGAUGAGAGCUAUGACUAUUGGUGUGAAGCCUCUAGCCCACACAUUCAUCCAGUUGGUUGGUGUAAAGAACAUCGAAGAACCCUUAUUACUCCUCCAGGUUAUCCAAAUGUGAAACAUUUUUCUUGGGAUAAAUACUUAGAAGAAACCAAUUCUUUACCUGCUCCUGCAAGAGCUUUCAAAGUGAAACCUCCACAUGGAUUCCAGAAAAAAAUGAAGCUUGAGGUCAUAGACAAAAGAAAUCCCACGUUUAUUAGAGUAGCAACAGUUGCAGACACGGAUGAUCACCGAAUAAAAGUUCACUUUGAUGGCUGGAAUAGUUGCUAUGAUUACUGGAUAGAUGCAGAUUCUCCUGAUAUUCACCCCGUCGGUUGGUGUUCAAAAACCGGGCAUCCUCUUCAGCCUCCUUUGAACCCCUUAGAAUUAAUGGAAGCCUCGGAACACGGUGGAUGCUCAACCCCGGGAUGUAAAGGGAUUGGCCAUUUUAAGAGAGCAAGACACCUGGGCCCUCACAGUGCUGCCACCUGUCCCUAUUCAGAAAUCAAUUUGAAUAAAGACCGAAUUUUCCCAGACCGCUUAAGUGGUGAGAUGCCUCCGGCUAGUCCAUCAUUUCCAAGAAGUAAAAGGGCAGACACAAAUGAAAUCUCUUCAUCUCCUGAAACCAGAGACCAGCAUGCUGAUGAUGUCAAAGAAGACUUUGAAGAGAGAACAGAGAGUGAAAUGAGGACAUCACAUGAAGCCACAGGUGCCCGGGAAGAACCCAGCAUACAGCAGGCACAGCGGCGGUCGGCGGUCUUUCUGUCCUUUAAGUCCCCGAUUCCGUGUCUGCCCUUGCGCUGGGAGCAGCAGAGCAAACUUCUCCCAACUGUAGCCGGCAUCCCUGCCAGUAAAGUUUCCAAAUGGAGCACAGAUGAGGUGUCAGAAUUCAUACAGAGCUUACCUGGAUGUGAAGAACAUGGAAAGGUAUUUAAAGACGAACAAAUUGAUGGAGAAGCAUUUCUACUUAUGACCCAAACAGACAUUGUGAAAAUUAUGAGCAUUAAGUUGGGCCCUGCUCUCAAAAUUUUCAAUUCUAUCCUGAUGUUCAAAGCCGCAGAGAAGAACUCUCACAAUGAACUUUGAAGAUGGUGAAUUUUGAACACCAUCAGCUUUCUGCUUUAAAGCUCAUGUUUUACUCAAAGCACAAAGACAGUUGUAACUCCUAAGUGAGAAGUCUCCAAAACUCUAAAGAGCAAUGCUGUCAGAUUAUUUAUAUUCCUUAAGAGGCAAUACAUAUGAAUUCUUAAAAAAGUGCUUGAGCUUUUAACCAGGUACUGUCUAACAACAGUACAACAGUCGUCUUUCGGUUCUGUUCACUGAGCUAAAUUUAUCUUUGUAAAUCUUUUUGAGGCUGGGGGGUGGGAGGGAAGGGGGACUUCAUUAAUUAUUUAUGGAAAAACCGGGGUGUGGGGGGAGGGCAGAGUAAGAACUUUUGGCAUUUUGUAAACAUUGUUGAAUUCUCUUUCAUGUACACUGUUUCUUUUUCAAUACUUUCAGGAACCUUUUUAUAUAAUCAAACUUCAACUUAAACCAAAUUCGUGAAAACCUGGCUCACUUUAGCCAGUGGGACUGUUAUCUGUAUUGUUAAUUCUGUGCCAUAUUUUGAAUUGCAACAUUAUGCUAAGUAUAACUUUGCAAGUCAUGAUAUUGCCUAACUGCUUGUCAUAAUUUGUUGGAGCUGAAUAGUUGUAAAAAUUACCUUUCUUUAAAUCAGUGUUUUUACUUUUGCACGCAGUUAUGAAAUGUUAAACAAAUUACUUUUCACCAGCAUCUUGACUUAAUUACCAAAAACGUGUAUAUAAAUAAUGAAAUUGAAAAAUAAAAUAUAUAAACAUAAA
Molecule: messenger RNA, 3451 nt
Organism: Kogia breviceps (pygmy sperm whale)
Lineage: Eukaryota; Metazoa; Chordata; Mammalia; Artiodactyla; Physeteridae
Gene: L3MBTL3
Product: L3MBTL histone methyl-lysine binding protein 3
Biological process (GO): negative regulation of DNA-templated transcription
Cellular component (GO): nucleus
Molecular function (GO): chromatin binding; zinc ion binding; histone binding
Source: RefSeq, a predicted model, not a curated record